Messenger RNA from Perognathus longimembris pacificus (Pacific pocket mouse), 2893 nucleotides. It is a transcript of the gene Gpsm2, whose product is annotated as G protein signaling modulator 2. Gene Ontology annotation, molecular function: GTPase regulator activity; protein binding. The coding region runs from base 434 to 2458 and encodes 674 amino acids. The transcript has 15 exons. The record is from RefSeq and is a predicted model, not a curated record. NCBI's taxonomy places the organism in Eukaryota, Metazoa, Chordata, Mammalia, Rodentia, Heteromyidae.
CGUGACCAGCCGGGGGCGGGCGCCGGGGGCGCGCCUGGGCCUCCCGCGGUGCCCCUGCCUGGCGCGGCGCCGGCCGCGAGCGCGCUCGCCCGGCGGUGGAGGCGCGGGGACCCCCAGUCUGCGGCCGGAGGCGGCGGCUCCCGGAGCUCCGCCGCGCACCCCGCGCUCGCCGGCCGGCCGGAGAAAUGUUGCUGAAGUGCUGCCGAAAGGGCCAGAGAUGCAAGGAUUUGGGACACAUUUUGAACCUUUAAGCUGUCUGACAUUGACCUCCUUUCAUUAUUAAUUAAGAAGAAGCAGGAGCUUAGGAUGUAUUAACACCACUUCAUUAAUAUACUAACCGGACAGUGUUCUGCAAACAAUUCUGCAUUGUAAAGAACUGGAUUGAUAAAAAACAAAAUAAUUUUAUAUUUUACUCACCUUAUAAUAUGACUCCAUGGAGGAAAAUUUGAUAAGCAUGAGGGAAGACCAUUCUUUCCAUGUUCGUUACAGAAUGGAGGCUUCUUGCCUCGAGCUGGCCUUGGAAGGAGAGCGGCUGUGUAAAUCAGGAGACUGCCGUGCCGGUGUGUCAUUUUUUGAAGCCGCAGUUCAAGUUGGAACUGAAGACCUAAAAACACUUAGUGCAAUUUACAGCCAGCUAGGCAAUGCUUAUUUCUAUUUGCAUGAUUAUGCCAAAGCAUUGGAAUACCACCACCAUGAUUUAACCCUUGCAAGGACAAUUGGAGACCAGCUGGGGGAAGCCAAAGCUAGUGGGAAUCUGGGAAACACCUUAAAAGUUCUUGGGAAUUUUGAUGAAGCUAUAGUUUGCUGUCAGCGACAUCUAGAUAUUUCCAGAGGACUUAAUGACAAGGUAGGAGAAGCAAGAGCACUUUACAAUCUUGGGAAUGUGUAUCAUGCCAAAGGGAAAAGUUUUGGCUACCCUGGUCCCCAAGAUGUGGGAGAAUUUCCAGAAGAAGUGAGGACGGCUCUUCAGGCCGCGGUGGACUUUUAUGAGGAGAACCUGUCGUUAGUCACUGCUCUGGGUGACCGAGCAGCGCAGGGACGGGCCUUUGGAAAUCUUGGCAAUACACAUUACCUCCUGGGCAACUUCAGGGAUGCGGUGAUAGCACACGAGCAGCGGCUGCUUAUUGCAAAAGAAUUUGGAGAUAAGGCAGCGGAAAGAAGAGCGUAUAGCAACCUUGGAAAUGCAUAUAUAUUUCUUGGUGAAUUUGAAACUGCUUCUGAAUACUACAAGAAGACGCUGCUGUUGGCUCGGCAGCUUAAAGACAGAGCGGUGGAAGCGCAGGCCUGUUACAGCCUGGGGAACACCUUCACCCUCCUUCAGGACUACCAGCAGGCCGCCGACUGCCACCUGAAGCACUUAGCUAUUGCUCAGGAGUUAAAGGAUAGAAUUGGUGAAGGAAGAGCAUGUUGGAGCUUAGGAAAUGCAUACACAGCUCUAGGAAAUCAUGAGCAAGCAAUGCACUUUGCUGAAAAGCACUUGGAAAUUUCAAGGGAGGUUGGGGAUAAGAGUGGUGAACUAACAGCUCGACUGAAUCUCUCGGAUCUUCAAAUGGUUCUUGGCUUGAGCUACAGUACAAAUAAUUCCAUAAUGUCUGAAAAUAUCGAGGUUAACAGUUUACAUGGUGCCCGCCCCAAGCUCGGACGACGCCACAGCAUGGAAAACAUGGAGCUGAUGAAGUUAACUCCAGAGAAGGUACAGAACUGGAACAGUGAGAUUCUUGCUAAACAAAAACCUCUUAUUGCCAAACCUUCUGCAAAGCUACUCUUUGUCAACAAACUGAAGGGGAAAAAGUAUAAAACUAGUUUGUCCACUAAAGUUCUCCAAGAUUCCAGCAAUUCUGUGGACCAUCAAAUUCUGAAUUCUCAAAGGAGGAUCAGUGCAGAUAGUGUUGGGGAUGAAGGAUUCUUUGAUCUGUUGAGCCGAUUUCAGAGCAGCCGGAUGGACGAUCAGAGGUGCUGCUUACAGGAAAACACCUGCCGCCCGGCUCCCCCCGCAGCCCCCAACGCGCUGAGCAGGCCGCCUGCCUCUGUGGUGUCCCCCAGCACAGAGGACUUCUUGGAUCUUCUGGCCAGCUCGCAGAGCCGCCGCCUGGAUGACCAGAGGGCCAGUGUCAGUAACUUGCCAGGGCUUCGUCUGACAAAAACCAACAAUAAGUCAGUGCUGGACCACCUGGUAGCUAAUGACAGCAAAGAGCCUGAUGAAGACUUCUUUGACAUCCUUAUAAAGUGUCAAGGCUCCAGAUUAGACGAUCAAAGAUGUGCACCCCCACCCGCUGCCCCCAAGGGCCCCACGGUACCUGAUGAAGACUUUUUUAGCCUCAUUUUGCACUCCCAGGCAAAAAGGAUGGAUGAACAAAGAGUUCUUCUACAAAGAGGGCAAAAUGGGGACACCGAGUGUGGGCUGAAGGGUCUUUUGCAAAGCCAUGCUUUGUUGGAAUUUAAAAGCCCAGGGAAGUGAGCAGCAAGCUAGGGGCUGUGUGUGUUUUUACAGAACACUGCAGGUAAACUCAGCCUGCUUGUUCCUAACGCAGAAACCACAUAGCACUGUCAGAGCGCUCGCGUGAUGUGGUCUGCGCCGCCGCCUCCGCACAGGUUUCUGGGUGGAGGUGUCCACAGGUGCUGUCACGACUUCCAGCACCCCCGCCAGCGCCCGGGCGUCCUGAGCAGGGAUGGCCACAUAGGAAUUUAGCCCUCUUGCUGAGGUAGCUUUGUAAACUCCCACUGAAAUGGCAUUUUUAAAACUUAACCAUGGAUUUACAGUCGGAAAUUACAGCUUAGUAAAAAUAAUGCACAUGUCCAAUGUAAAAAGUUCUAGAUAUUUUUUCUCUAUUUUCAAAAUAUUUUUAGGCCAAGCCAGUAUAAAACUGUUAAGAAAUAAAUUUCUUUUAGCAUG